AUGUUUUCUGGAUCUUCUAAUGAUGAUGAUAUGACAGGGUCGGAUAUCGAUACGUUGGUCCUCGGUCCGAAACAUGUCUCCAUUGAGGACUUCUUUUCCGAUUUCCCUCCCGUCCUUGAGCAGAUGGCUCCCUCGGGAGCCAUUGAGAAGGUGACACCCGUUCCGGACGCCUUUGUCCCGAUCAUUAAGCUCGAAUUGUCCGGGAUCAGCAUCGAUCUGCUUUUUGCCCGUUUGAUCGUCCCUUCGAUUCCGCUCAACCUUGACUUGAAGAACAAUGAUUACCUCAGGGGUCUGGAUGAACGGGAGGCUCGUUCCCUCAAUGGAACUCGUGUGACCGACGAGAUCCUCGAGCUCGUGCCUCAGCAGAAGACAUUCCGCUUGGCACUGCGCGCCAUCAAGCUUUGGGCACAGCGCCGCGCUAUUUAUGCCAACAUCGUUGGUUUCCCAGGUGGUGUCGCAUGGGCCAUGCUGGUGGCCCGAGUAUGUCAGUUGUAUCCUCAGGCAACUGGAUCGGUGAUUGUUGGCAAAUUUUUCCGGAUCAUGAACAAAUGGGCCUGGCCUCAGCCUGUGUUGCUGAAGCCAAUUGAAGAUGGGCCUCUUCAGAUUAAAGUUUGGAAUCCUAAGAUCUACCACGGCGAUCGGUUCCACCUAAUGCCCAUCAUCACACCAGCCUAUCCCUCCAUGUGUGCCACCCACAACGUCUCCUUGUCGACCAAGGCGGUCAUUCUCCGUGAGCUCGCGCGUGGUGGUGAUAUCGUGGACAAGAUUUUCAUGAAGCAACUGAAUUGGAAUGAUCUCUUCGCUCGUCACUCAUUCUUCACGAACGACUACAAAUACUAUCUCAGUAUUACCGCGUCCAGCAAAACCAAGGAGGCGGAGGCCGUCUGGUCCGGUCUGGUUGAAUCCAAGUUGAGACACUUGGUCGGAGCUCUGGAUAGGAAGGGAACUAUCGCAGUAUCGCACCCUUUUCCGAAGGGCUUCGAGCGCACACAUACCGUCAGCAACGACCAGGAAGCAGAGGCAGUCAAAAACGGGUCUACCAAGUACCAGGCAAAGGGGACAAAAACUGAGACUACUGAUGAGGUGGCAGACGUAAACCAUCAAGUCGCAGCUCAGAAUGGUAUCCAGCAUCCUGAGAACGUGGAAACGGGUGAGCAGAAAACCAACGGGGAAACGCGGACUAUCUACACCACGACCUACUACAUUGGACUGGAGUUGAAGCCGUUGGAGCCAGGCGCAUCGCGAUCAUUGGACAUUUCGACCGACGCUCAAAUCUUCAAAUCGACGUGUACUUCCUGGGCUGGUUUCCAGCCGGGGAUCAACGAUCUGUCGAUCAUUCAUGUGCGCAAUUUCGACUUGCCCGAUGAUGUUUUCGAGCCAGGAGACAUUCGCCCCACCCGUCCUAAGAAGAAGAUUGUCAAGAAGACCGAAGCGACCGCCCAGAAGCGCAACAUCGAUUCGUUGGAAGUAAGUCCACGCUAUAAGGGAUAUGGGAUAUACCAUAUGUCGACGGUGGUGAUAUGCCUUUUCAAUACUUGA
Molecule: messenger RNA, 1539 nt
Organism: Aspergillus chevalieri
Lineage: Eukaryota; Fungi; Ascomycota; Eurotiomycetes; Eurotiales; Aspergillaceae
Gene: PAP1
Product: polynucleotide adenylyltransferase
Exons: 5
Coding region: 1-1539 (512 amino acids)
Cellular component (GO): nucleus
Molecular function (GO): poly(A) RNA polymerase activity; RNA binding
Source: RefSeq, a predicted model, not a curated record